This is a messenger RNA of Phytophthora nicotianae INRA-310, 213 nucleotides long. RefSeq lists its product as hypothetical. Bases 1 to 213 code for a protein of 70 amino acids. The transcript has a single exon. The record is from RefSeq and is a predicted model, not a curated record. NCBI's taxonomy places the organism in Eukaryota, Oomycota, Peronosporomycetes, Peronosporales, Peronosporaceae.
AUGAGGAGAGCAGGGUUGCUCUUCGAAGACACUAAAGAACACGAAACUAUUACCUUCUUGUUUAAUGAAGCUCCUGCAGAUGACGUCGGGGCUGCGAGCGCUGAUGUGGUUAAUGUGGUGUCGCGGCGAGUUGCCCGUAUCUACGAUCCUGAGACGAAACGCUCCCGCGAAGAUCUGGCGGUAACCGCUCAGCUCGGUCAGCACACAGCGUGA